Sander lucioperca (pikeperch) is the source of this 1497-nucleotide messenger RNA. Its product is annotated as CUB and zona pellucida-like domain-containing protein 1. The record is from RefSeq and is a predicted model, not a curated record. Lineage: Eukaryota; Metazoa; Chordata; Actinopteri; Perciformes; Percidae. The transcript is spliced from 8 exons. The coding region runs from base 238 to 1326 and encodes 362 amino acids.
ACAUUACCGACGGUACAGCUCGAUUCCAUCUGCCAUCUGGUGUGAAAUGCGUCACAACCUUAAUUAGAACCACUUAUUCACCAUACAGGUGUGCACAAGGAAUGUGGUUGUGGUGGUGGAAAUAAACGCAUUGGAGCUGAAGACAUCUGUCUGGUUCUGAUCGGUGAUCUGCAGCGGAUUACUUUUUAAGUGAUUCCAGCAAAGAAACAGCAGGGGAGAAACAACAUCUUCACAGCUAUGUUGAAGGGCCCAAUAUUGGCUGCAUGGCUGGUGUAUUUGCUGUGUCAUGUUUAUCCUGUUAAAUCCGGUGUGAUCUGCGGUGAGUCCAAAAUGACAAUAGGGGUUGAGAAGUCUAAAUAUCGUAGACUCCUUAAGUUGGAUUUACGGAUCAAUGACGCCACCAACGCCGCCUGCCGCCUCCGCUCCAACAGCACUCACUUCUUCGCUGAAGUCCCCCUCAACGGUUGUGGCACUCAGUUCGAGGAAAAUGGUGAAAACCUAAUUUUCAAGAAUACAAUCACCUUAGUCAACAACCCAACAGAUGUGAUCAUCAGGAAAUGUCUGCUGGAGCUGAAGUUCGAAUGCAAGUACCCCAAAAGUGUAAAAGUGAAACAGAGCUUCAGUGCACACAGGAAGAAUGUCGUAGAGUCGGAGAAAGGCCUCGGCACGUUCACCUACAACUUUGAAUUUUAUCCUGAUAAGCAGUUCCAAACUCCAAUUACACCAGCUUCAUACCCUCUGGACUGUGACAGUGAGCAAAAGCUUUACAUGCAGAUAAAGGUCACCUCCUCAAUUGAAAACACCGAGCUGUUUGUGGAGUCCUGCAGUGCGGCACCAUACGACAUUCCAAACUACGAGACAACCUACUCCAUCAUUGAUAAAGGGUGUAAAUUGGACCCGACGGUUAUAAAUUAUAGCCGCGCCCACGACACAAAAUUCAGGUUCAGCAUGGAUGCCUUCAAGUUUAUCGGCUUGCAUGAUCAGGUGUACAUCAGCUGUUCAGUCAUGAUCUGUAGAUUAGGAAGACCUGACACCAGGUGCUCGCAGGGAUGCAUCGAAUCCAGAUCACGGCGAGAUGAUCAGCAACAUCACCUCACAAAGAGAGAGGCUGUCACUCAGAGUUCAAGGCACUUCAUUUCCCAGGGUCCUCUGCGCUUAAGGAGAUCAGCAGAGAGCCCCAGAAGCCCAGUGAUCAACCUGAAUCUGAACCUGGUUUUCAUCGCUGGAUGUCUCCUUGCAGUCAUUGGCAUGAUCAGUGCCACAGUCAUCUACAAAGCCAAUAUAUCAAGGGUCAAAUACCAACCUUUGCCCGCAUUUGAAAGUUAAGACAGCAGCGUGUGCAGGAUACCAAUCACGUAUUAACUACAUUUGACUACAUAAAGCAAAGUCAUUAAUCUUAAAAUAAUGCUAUGCUAUGCCACAAUUGCUUCACAAUUAAUCCCUAUCAUUUCUCACAUGCAGUCUAGUCUUGGAGAAUUAAAUAACAAGAACAUGAUU